GCAAAUCGGGCUGGGAACCACUGUUGCCUUUUAAGACCAUAAAACCAUGGGAAACGCAGAAAGUCAAAAUGGAGAGCAUGAGUUUUAUGGAGAGAAGCACCCCAUCCUGGGGCGCAAGCACACGUCGCGCUCGCUACGCCUGUCGCACAAGCCACGCAGGGCCAGGCACGCGUCCUCGGGGAAGGUGAUCCACCGCAACUCGGAAGUGAGCGCGCGCUCCAGCAGCACCCCCAGCAUCCCCCAGUCCCUGGCUGAAAAUGGCCUGGAGCCCUUUUCCCAGGAAGGCACCCUGGAGGACUUCGGGAGCCCCAUAUGGGUGGACCGCGUGGAUAUGGGUUUGAGACCGGUGUCUUUCACCGAUUCCUCUGUCACCCCCAGCGUGGACAGCAACAUCGUGCUCACCGCCGCCUCUGUGCAGAGCGUGCCAGACUCGGAGCAGAGCCGGCUCUCCGGGGAUGACGCUACAUGCUUGGCAGAGGGAGGCAGGAGGCAGCGUCCCUAUACCUCCAACGGGCCCGCAUUCAUGGAGACGGCAAGCUUCAAGAAGAAACGCUCCAAAUCAGCAGACAUCUGGCGGGAGGACAGCCUGGAAUUCUCACUCUCUGAUCUGAGCCAAGAACAUUUAACAAGCAACGAAGAAAUCUUGGGUUCCGCGGAAGAGAAAGAGAGCGGGGAGGCUCGGGGGAUGGAAACCCGCGCGAGUCCGCGGCAGCUCAGCACCUGUCAGCGUGCCAACUCCCUGGGUGACUUGUAUGCGCAGAAAAACUCUGGGGUGACGGCGAACGGGGGCCCCAGGAGCAAAUUUCCAGGCUAUUGUCGGAAUUUGGUGUCUGAUAUUCCCGAUCUUGCAAACCAUAAGAUGCCACCAGCUGCUGCCGAAGAGGCUCUUCCGUACAGUAAUUAUAACACACUUCCCUGUAGGAAAUCGCACUGUCUUUCUGAAGGUGCCGCCAACCCACAAAUUAGCCAUAGCAACAGCAUGCAAGGCAGAAGAGCCAAAACAACUCAGGAUGUUAACACCGGGGAGGGCAGUGAGUUUGCAGACAGCGGGAUCGAAGGAGCCACCACCGACACGGACCUCCUGUCCAGGCGGUCCAAUGCCACCACCUCCAGCUACUCGCCCCCCGCCGGCCGUGCCUUCGUGGGCAGCGACAGCGGCAGUAGCUCCACUGGGGAUGCGGCCCGCCAGGGGGUGUACGAAAAUUUCCGGCGGGAGCUGGAGAUGAGCACCACCAACAGCGAGAGCCUGGAGGAGGCAGGCUCUGCGCACAGCGACGAGCAGAGCAGCGGCACGCUGAGCUCGCCCGGCCAGUCGGACAUCCUGCUCACAGCCGCUCAGGGCACCGUGCGCAAGGCAGGGGCGCUGGCCGUCAAGAACUUCCUGGUGCACAAGAAGAACAAGAAGGUGGAGUCGGCCACCCGCAGGAAGUGGAAGCACUACUGGGUGUCCUUGAAAGGGUGCACGCUCUUCUUCUACGAGAACGAUGGCCGGUCCGGAAUCGACCACAACAGCAUCCCCAAGCAUGCUGUCUGGGUGGAGAACAGCAUCGUGCAGGCGGUGCCCGAGCACCCCAAGAAAGACUUCGUCUUCUGCCUCAGCAACUCCCUGGGCGACGCCUUCCUCUUUCAGACCACCAGCCAGACGGAGCUUGAGAACUGGAUCACUGCCAUCCACUCGGCUUGUGCGGCGGCUGUUGCCAGACACCACCACAAGGAAGACACACUCCGGCUCCUGAAGUCAGAAAUCAAGAAGCUGGAACAGAAGAUCGACAUGGACGAGAAGAUGAAAAAGAUGGGCGAAAUGCAGCUGUCUUCAGUCACUGAUUCAAAGAAGAAGAAAACAAUACUAGAUCAGAUCUUUGUUUGGGAGCAAAACCUGGAACAGUUCCAAAUGGACCUGUUUCGUUACCGCUGUUACUUAGCUAGCCUCCAAGGCGGGGAGCUGCCGAAUCCCAAAAGGCUCCUCGCUUUUGCCAGCCGACCGACCAAAGUGGCAAUGGGCCGCCUUGGAAUCUUCUCGGUGUCAUCUUUCCAUGCCUUGGUGGCAGCACGCACUGGUGAAACUGGAGUGAGAAGGCGAACUCAGGCCAUGUCCAGAUCUGCAAGCAAACGAAGAAGCAGGUUUUCUUCUCUCUGGGGUCUGGACACUACCUCCAAAAAGAAGCAGGGACGCCCAAGCAUCAAUCAGGUGUUCGGUGAGGGGACUGACGCUGUAAAGAAAUCUUUAGAGGGAAUAUUUGAUGACACUGUUCCAGAUGGCAAGAGGGAAAAGGAAAUGGUCUUGCCGAGCGUCCACCAGCACAAUCCUGACUGUGACAUUUGGGUCCAUGAGUAUUUCACUCCGUCCUGGUUCUGUCUGCCCAAUGACCAGCCAGCUCUGACGGUCGUCCGGCCAGGAGACACGGCUCGGGACACUCUGGAGCUCAUCUGCAAGACACACCAGCUGGAUCCCUCUACUCAUUACCUGCGCCUGAAAUUUCUGAUAGAAAACAAAAUGCAAGACUACAUUCCCAAGCCCGAGGAGGACAUUUAUGAGCUGCUGUACAAAGAAAUUGAAAUUUGUCCAAAAGUCACUCAGAGCAUCCAGAUUGAGAAGUCAGACACAGCCGGUGAUAAUUAUGGCUUCUCGCUUUCUUCUGUGGAAGAGGAUGGUGUUCGAAGGCUCUACGUGAGCAGUGUGAAGGAGACAGGCCUAGCUUCCAAGAAAGGUCUGAAAGCGGGAGAUGAGAUUCUCGAGAUCAAUAAUUGUGCUGCUGGUACUCUGAACUCAUCUAUGCUCAAAGAUUUCCUCACUCAGCCCUGCCUGGACCUCCUGGUGAGGACCUACCCUGAGCUGGAGGGAGGAGCCGAGCUGCUGGAGAGUCCCCCGCACCGCGUGGACGGCUCUGUGGACCUCAGCGAGAGCCCCCUGGCUUUCCUCACCAGCAACACAGGGUACAGCCUCUGUAGUGAGCAGAGCAGCAGCGCCGAGACAGCCCCAGAGGAGAGCGAAGGACCAAGCUUGGAAUCCUCCGAUGACACCGACCACAGCAGCAAGAGCACAGAACAGGUGGCCGCGUUUUGCCGCAGUCUGCAUGAGAUGAACCCCUCGGACCCCAGCCCGUCUCCUCAGGAUCCCACGGCGCCACAGCUGGCCACCAUGAGACAGCUGACAGACGCCGACAAGCUGCGCAAGGUCAUCUGUGAGCUGCUGGAGACCGAGCGCACCUAUGUGAAGGACCUAAACUGUCUCAUGGAGAGAUACCUAAAACCUCUUCAAAAAGAGACGUUUCUCACCCAAGAUGAGCUUGAUGUGCUUUUCGGAAAUUUAACCGAAAUGGUAGAGUUUCAAGUAGAGUUCCUUAAAACUCUGGAAGAUGGUGUGAGACUGGUCCCUGAUUUGGAAAAGCUUGAGAAAGUGGAUCAGUUCAAGAAAGUGCUGUUCUCUCUGGGGGGAUCCUUUCUGUACUAUGCUGACCGCUUCAAGCUCUACAGUGCCUUCUGCGCCAGCCACACGAAAGUCCCCAAAGUCCUGGUGAAAGCCAAGACUGACACAGCAUUCAAGGCCUUCUUGGAUGCCCAGAACCCAAGGCAGCAGCACUCAUCCACGCUGGAGUCUUACCUCAUCAAGCCCAUCCAGAGGAUCCUCAAGUACCCACUGCUGCUGAGGGAGCUCUUUGCGCUGACGGACGCGGAGAGUGAGGAACACUACCACCUGGACGUGGCCAUCAAGACGAUGAACAAGGUUGCCAGCCACAUCAACGAAAUGCAAAAGAUCCACGAGGAGUUUGGAGCUGUGUUUGACCAGCUAAUUGCUGAGCAGACUGGUGAGAAAAAAGAGGUUGCAGAUCUGAGCAUGGGGGACCUGCUUUUACAUACCACAGUGAUAUGGCCCAACCCACCUGCCUCGCUAGGAAAGUGGAAGAAGGAGCCAGAAUUGGCAGCCUUUGUCUUCAAAACUGCCGUGGUCCUGGUGUAUAAAGAUGGCUCCAAACAGAAGAAGAAACUCGUAGGAUCUCACAGGCUUUCCAUUUAUGAGGACUGGGACCCCUUCCGGUUUCGGCACAUGAUCCCCACCGAAGCUCUGCAGGUUCGAGCGCUGGCAAGUGCAGAUGCAGAGGCAAAUACCGUGUGUGAAAUUGUCCACGUGAAGUCGGAGUCAGAAGGGAGGCCGGAGAGGGUCUUCCACCUGUGCUGCAGCUCCCCAGAGAGCCGAAAGGAUUUCCUGAAGGCUGUGCAUUCGAUCCUGCGUGAUAAGCACAGAAGACAGCUCCUCAAAACCGAAAGCCUUCCCUCGUCCCAGCAAUAUGUCCCUUUUGGAGGAAAGAGAUUAUGUGCAUUGAAAGGGGCCAGGCCAGCCAUGAACAGGGCAGUGUCCGCCCCCAGCAAGUCCCUUGGGAGGAGGCGGCGGCGACUGGCCCGCAACAGGUUUACCAUUGAUGCCGAUGCCAUCUCGGCCAGCAGCCCAGAGAAGGAGCCCCAGCAGCCGCCCGCGGGCGGGGACACGGACCGCUGGGUGGAGGAACAGUUUGACCUUGCUCAGUAUGAGGAGCAAGAGGACAUCAAGGAGACGGACAUCCUGAGCGACGAGGAUGAGUUCUGCGAGGCCGUCAAGGGCGCGGCGGUGGACAGGGACCUGCAGGAGCGGCUGCAGGCCGCCUCCCUCGGCCAGCGCGAGCGUGACCGCGGCCGCCACGCGCUGGAGAGCCAUGCUUCGCGCAUGACGCAGCUCAGGAAGCAGGCGGCGCUGUCCGGCAUCAACGGCGGCCUGGAGAGCGGCAGCGACGAGGUCAUCUGGGUCCGGAGGGAGGACUUCGCCUCCUCCCGGAAGCUCAACACCGAGAUCUGAGGCUGCCGGGCCCCGGCGUGUUGUGUAGAUAGCCCUCGGCCCCCGCCCCGUCCAGCCUCACGCUGCCCCUCGCGCCCCAGGAGGACAGUCCCGGGUCGCGCUCCUGCACACACGGUUCCGGCAGCUGACCCGUGCCGAGGUCCCGUCGCUCCCGAAGGAAACCGUCAUCAGCAUCCCGAGUCAGCGGGCGUCUUGGCUUCUGUGCGCGUCCAGGGCUGUGAUUUCUUCUCGGUGAAUGAGGACCUGAAGAAUGAAAACGAAAAACAUCUCUAGCCCCGGAAAGCACAUGACCCUAGGAGCUCAAGUGUGGACCGCACGGUAGUUAAGGGGCAGCACAAAAAUAGGGAGAAGGACGCCGGUAAAGACCACUUCGUCUGAGAUGCCCACAGAGCCACCUCCCCGCCGGGACAUCCGCCUUCACGCAGAAGGACGCGGCGCGACUGUCCAGCCUGCAGUGUCCUCCUCUCCCUCUUAAAUGUCUGAGCAUAUCUGUGUAUUUCAAGAAUGUGUGAGCAGAGAGGGUGGCGAUUUGUGUUUAAUUGAGCCUUUCUUUUUUUCCUCCUCUGUUUUGGUCUAUGGCCGGUCUUACUCAGUGUCAGUGUUCGGAAGUCCUCGUUUUGCAGAGAAUUCUAAAGAUGCCAAACUCCUUGAACAGAGAUCCAAAUGUAUCACUUGAAAAAUAAAACACUAUUUUUUGUAUUUUACCUGAGAUGCAGGGGCACAAACAGAUAGGGAUUUUACAGUGUUAGUGUAACUCUGAGUCUUAAAAAAAAUGAGGCUUUUACCUUUUACAGAGAGUGAGGCAUAGUGAUUUUAUAUUUAUAUAUGAAAAGUCAGCAAGAUGCUUGUGCUUAGGAGGGGCCCUUUUUUU
Messenger RNA from Condylura cristata (star-nosed mole), 5699 nucleotides. RefSeq names its product T-cell lymphoma invasion and metastasis 1 (gene TIAM1). Gene Ontology annotation, molecular function: guanyl-nucleotide exchange factor activity; protein binding. Gene Ontology annotation, biological process: activation of GTPase activity; small GTPase-mediated signal transduction; positive regulation of axonogenesis. Bases 47 to 4828 code for a protein of 1593 amino acids. Gene Ontology annotation, cellular component: cytosol; synapse; plasma membrane. Lineage: Eukaryota; Metazoa; Chordata; Mammalia; Eulipotyphla; Talpidae. The record is from RefSeq and is a predicted model, not a curated record. The transcript has 26 exons.